UUCUUUCUUUCUUUAUUUAUUUAUUAAAAAUGACUAUAGAUAUCUAUCUUUUUGAUGAUCAAGAACUUAUUUCACCACAAGUUCAAUCAAAUUUACCAUCUAAUUAUAUUAUUCGACCAUUGGGUUCAAGAGAUUAUGAACGUGGACAUCUUCAAGUAUUAAGUGAAUUAACAUUAGUAGGUCAUGAUUCUUCUCAAGAUUGGUUAGAUCAAUUUUAUUAUAUGAAAAAAAGAAAUGAUACAUAUUUUAGUUUGGUGAUAAUAGAUCAAUCAUGUAAUAGAGUGGUGGCUGUAGGAACUCUUUUGAUUGAACGUAAAUUUGUACAUUAUAAUGGAAAAGUGGGUCAUAUAGAAGAUAUUGCUGUUUCUGGUGAUCAACAAGGUAAAAAAUUAGGAAUUCGAAUGAUUGAAGCAUUACAAUAUAUUGGUAUAAAACAAAAUUGUUAUAAAAUCAUUUUGGAUUGUGCUCUCAAGAAUGUUCCUUUUUAUGAAAAAUGUGGAUUUACUCAAAAAGAAAGGCAAAUGGCUUGGUAUGUUCCUUCAAUGAUAACAUUUAGUGAAGAAAAUCAUAUAGAAACAUGUAAUGAAAGGUAGUCUUUUUUGAAUAAAAAUCAUGGAUCUAUAUUUCAUACUCAGUUUCCA
Messenger RNA from Halteromyces radiatus, 641 nucleotides. Its product is annotated as acyl-CoA N-acyltransferase. Gene Ontology annotation, cellular component: endoplasmic reticulum; endoplasmic reticulum-Golgi intermediate compartment; Golgi apparatus. Gene Ontology annotation, biological process: UDP-N-acetylglucosamine biosynthetic process. NCBI's taxonomy places the organism in Eukaryota, Fungi, Mucoromycota, Mucoromycetes, Mucorales, Cunninghamellaceae. Gene Ontology annotation, molecular function: monosaccharide binding; glucosamine 6-phosphate N-acetyltransferase activity. The transcript has 3 exons. The record is from RefSeq and is a predicted model, not a curated record. The coding region runs from base 30 to 593 and encodes 187 amino acids.